This is a messenger RNA of Lingula anatina, 2380 nucleotides long. RefSeq lists its product as uncharacterized. Lineage: Eukaryota; Metazoa; Brachiopoda; Lingulata; Lingulida; Lingulidae. Gene Ontology annotation, molecular function: DNA-binding transcription factor activity, RNA polymerase II-specific; RNA polymerase II transcription regulatory region sequence-specific DNA binding. The record is from RefSeq and is a predicted model, not a curated record. Gene Ontology annotation, cellular component: nucleus. Gene Ontology annotation, biological process: regulation of transcription by RNA polymerase II.
UAUUUUCAACGAAAUGGGAAAACGGAUAAAGGAACCAGUAAAAGGCGGCGACGUUAAGAUUAUCUUCAAUGAUCUCGCAUUGACUAAAUUUCUAGAUGUGUUGUCGAUCUUUUCAACAUCAACGACCGAACCAAGGUUAUCGCCAACUAAUUAUGCUUCAAGUUCUAAAUAUGAACAGUCUGACAUUUUAACAAGGUAUCCAUCUAGUGUGAUUAAAGUUCAGAGACACUCUGAUGACAGCGUUAGUCUGGAGAUACCAGGCGGUAUGCUGGAGCACGAGGAAGAUAAAUUGGUCUGUGAUUUGCGACAAAGAAAAUGGAGUACCUGUAUUUGUAACGACCUCAUUGCUGACGCUGAGGCCGAGAAAGACACGGCCAGUACAACACCGUCACCCACAGAAACAGAAGCGGUCACUGUCAUUGAGCCAAUGGCCAAAUAUUCUGAACCCAAAAUGGUAACGCAAAUAAAACCUGAGGUGGACUCUGAGAAAGAACUGAAAAAGGAAACAGAACACUCGUCAAGUAAACAGCUCAUAGUUACACACACUGCUACUGCCAGCGCCGUGAAAACUGACAAUGAAAUUCAGCACAACACUGACCUACAGGGUACUGUCAGGAAUGAGAAACAGAGCUCUGAAGACCAAAAUCCUAUUGAGAUUGAUAGGGAAAACUGUCCCAUUUAUACCAGCAAUAAGAGACAGAACUUUGGUCCACAGGUUAAUAGCGAUCCAGUCAAAACUGCUGUUGUGACCUCAGGCAUUGCACCAUUUGCUCACAUAUAUGGUACCAGAAGGAAAGCAGCAGUGCUCCAUACUAGGACUGCAAAAGCUGUAAAGAAAGUAAACGCCAGACAGGGUCAGAAAGGAGGAGAAAAUUCAAGUCGCCCAGUGAAGCCAACAAAAUCAGUUCAAUGUAAACUGUGUACAAAGAGCUGCAAGCAUCUGGAGGCGUUAAACUUCCACAACCAGCGUUACCAUCAGGACCAUCCCCAAUAUGAAGAGUAUGAAAGAGAAAUAAAAGAACAGCUCAAUCUGAAAUGUCACAUCUGUGGAAAGACUUUCAGCAUGCGUCGAAUCUAUCAGACUCAUUUGAAGCAAGCUCAUGUUCCAAAAGAGUUGUGUGGACAACACGAGUGCAGAGAGUGCGGGAAGACGUACCGCAGACAGGAUUUACUGGAGGCUCAUAUUCAAAGAGUUCAUGUUGUGGACAGGCACCUGUGUCAUCUCUGUGUCAAGUCAUUUAAAACCAAACAGUCUAUGAAGGAACACAUUAAUGACUGUCAUCUGAUGAAGAGACAGUUCCAAUGUGGUAUCUGCUACAAGGUGCUGGCAUCAUCAAGGGUUCUGAGGCGACAUCUAGCUUUGCAUUCAGGUAAGAAACCUCACGCCUGUCCGGAGUGCGGCAAGAGUUUCAACUGCAAGCAGAACAUGCGCCGUCACCGCAGCCUAGUCCACGGAGAAACCAAACAAAUCCCGUGUUCCAAAUGCGGCAAAACGUUCCGUUCCGAGGACUCCAUGAAAGCGCACGUGCGCAAAAUCCACGAGCACGCGAGCACGUACAAAUGUCCACUUUGCAGCGUUGCACUCCACCGACGAACGCAGUACGUCAGUCACUUGGCGAAGAAGCACCCUGGGAGCACAAGGCGUGUGUAUGUGACAGACUCGCAGGGUGCUUUGAAAAGCAUAAAUGUGGAGACAGGGGACGGGUUUCGCAUCGUUGGUAGUGAUGCCUGGAGAAUGGAGAAAGAGGGAGAGGAGGAAGGGAGGUGUGAUCAAGAUGGCAGCGAGGACGAGGAAGAGACAGAGGCACAUAUUACACUACCAGAUCUCACCCCUGUGUUCGGGUUUAAGCCUCACUUCUUGACCCUGGAGCAGUAUCAGAAUCUACAGGCACAGAAAGCUGCUCUGACUGCCGGAGAAAAGACUAAGAGCGGCGGUUCAACUAAUAAAGUGGUCCCACAUGCUGAAACUGUGAUAGAGGAAAACGCGUCUCUCAUCACUCAAAAAUAUGGCAAGGAUGGGGUGAUAUUUGUUGCUAGCCCCAGCAACCAAGUAACUAGUAUUAAAGAAAAAGGCGAACUUGUUAAAUUGGUCUAUAUUCCAAAAGACAACUCGGCUUUAUAGUGUCGACUUGGUGGUGUUGUGAUAUAUUCAUAGCUUCUGACUUUCUACUAAGUUGUUUUGGAAUAUUUUGAUAUUUCAUUGCUAUAAUUCGCUCGCUAGCGGUCAGCGUAGCACAAAACAUCAGUGUAACAUAUGAUGUUCUGAUUCAAAUAAACAAUUUUAUCCAAGUUUAAAUAGGUUUAAUUAGUUUCGUUACUUGUCUUCUAUCGUUUUUUUUUUCUUUUUCUAUUUUGUACGCUUAUAUAAGCAUGCAUGACA